This is a messenger RNA of Drosophila takahashii, 408 nucleotides long. RefSeq lists its product as uncharacterized. The record is from RefSeq and is a predicted model, not a curated record. NCBI's taxonomy places the organism in Eukaryota, Metazoa, Arthropoda, Insecta, Diptera, Drosophilidae.
AUGUUUCUUGGAUUUUUGUGGGAUUUCUUCGCUUGCCGACGCUUCGGUGGCGAUUGCAUGAUGGAGUUUCCCUCAACUCCCCCGAUCGAAGAAGAAAAGUCUGUGAAAACUGUGAAGGUGAAGGUGCAACUCCCUCCACCGCCGCCCCUGACCUUUGAAAUAAUCCGCAAUCCCUGGGCUACCGAACAGGUGGAAUGCUUCUUCGAUGAUGAUGGCUUCGAUGAUCCCCGACUGCCGGAACUCAUCAUUUGAUUCAAACCGAACCAAACCAAACCAUUCCGCUUCGUUUGGUUUAAUUAAAACUCCUUUUUUGCCAUAAUCCAAUUACUGCCAAAGGCAAAAACUAAAUGACAACAAAUGGCAUAAUGGCCAGACAACAAAUAUAAAAACCUGAACAACAAAACUCAA